This is a messenger RNA of Andrographis paniculata, 1884 nucleotides long. Its product is annotated as ribosomal protein S4, mitochondrial. Bases 752 to 1879 code for a protein of 375 amino acids. Gene Ontology annotation, cellular component: small ribosomal subunit. NCBI's taxonomy places the organism in Eukaryota, Viridiplantae, Streptophyta, Magnoliopsida, Lamiales, Acanthaceae. Gene Ontology annotation, biological process: positive regulation of translational fidelity. The record is from RefSeq and is a predicted model, not a curated record. The transcript has a single exon. Gene Ontology annotation, molecular function: structural constituent of ribosome; rRNA binding.
GCUAUCAACCACUCAGCCAUCUCUCCGAAAGACAGUUUUUAUUUUCUUCUUCCGAAUCGAACAUGGCCAUAGGGGAUGGAUACCCUUACUAUCUGUAGAAAGACCUCAGGUGUGAAUCUACCGAUCGAUCCAUCUAUCCAUCCACCAUAUCCACUUGUGAAAUAAAAAAAGAAAUUCCAUUUCCCUUGACUCCAUGUACGGAUAGAGUGGUAAAGGGGGUGGUAACAAGUCCAAUCGAUUCGUGGUACACGAAAAUCCCUUGAUGAUGUAUUUUCUUAUAUAGGGAUCAAAUGGUAUAGUUUAUUUGUCGGUAUCUUGGAGGAUUAAAAGCAUGACUCUUGUUUUCCAAUUGGCUGUUUUUGCAUUAAUUCUUACUUCAAUAAUCUUAUUGGUUAGCAUACCUGUCGCAUUUGCUUCUCCUGGUGGUUGGUCAAGUAAGAAAAAUGUUGUAUUUUCUGGCGCAUCAUUAUGGAUUGGAUUAGUCUUUCUGGUGGGUAUCCUUAAUUCUCUGAUCUCUUGAACCUAUUCGUCCCAGACCCAAAACAAAAAUGACCCCCCAAAAAAAGAAAAUUAGAGGGGGGUCAAACUUCUUGGAUGAAAAAAAAAGAGAAUUCAUUAGAUAUAGAAAAUAAUUGGAAUCUCUCUGAAGAGAGUCUCCAGCUCGACCCUGCACAAAUAGGAUUCGGGUAUAUAUGAUAAUAUAUCUGUGGAUAUAUUGUGUAUCACGAAUAAAAAACGCGGAUAUAGUCGAAUGGUAAAAUUUCUCUUUGCCAAGGAGAAGAUGCGGGUUCGAUUCCCGUUAUACGCGAUGUGGCGAAAAAGACGGAUUCAACGAGAUAUGCCUUGCCCUGCAUUAAGAUUUCAAACUUGUCGUCUACUUUCAGGAAAUGUUUGGAACAGAGAACUUACAAUAAUACAGCGCCGCAUUCUCCAAAGAUUGAGAAACAAGAAGAGAUCUAUUAAGAGAAAGAUUUAUUCGAGAGAAAAUCUUAACAGUUACAUUCAAUCACAAACAACACGAAAGUUGUCCCUUUUUCAUGGAGAUUUACCCAUCACAGAGAUGCACAGAAGAAGAAAACGAUCAUAUAUCCCUUUUCUACUCAAUCCAGAAACAAGAUCGGACGUUAUUCCGGUUCGUCUCCAUUUUCGUGAAACUAUUCCUCAAGCAAGGCAUAAGAUAAGUCAUCGAAGGGUUUGUGUGAAUAAUAGAAUGGUAAACAUUAUUCAUUUUAAAGUGUCCCACGGUGAUAUAAUAUCUUUUCAAGAAAAUGAUGCGAGAACCCGCGGUGAAGAAAUAAGGAGAUCUUUCUAUAGCGAAAUAUCAGUUGAUAAAUUCAUAGGAAAAUUUCUGGAUCGCCCGGUGAGAAUGUUCCGAAGAACAAAAACAGAAUGGUUCCGAAAACUCAAAACUAAGAAGGAAUGCCGCCUACUACUAAAAUCCCAGUUUUUGCAACAGUUGCGUUCUUCUAUGCAAGAAGAAGACACAAAGAAGUUUGGAUCCAAAAAAGUAUGCUUAGGCAGUUAUUUCGAUGAGCACAACAGAAUGAAGAGGAAUUUGUAUCAUUUCAAAUCCCUAUUCUUAUCGAAGAGAAGGAACGAGAAAAACCGAAAUUUUCCUACUCAAACAAGAAAUCCUAUAGUUUACAACUCUUCUUUAUAUAGAAAUUCGACCUAUUGCUCCGCAUCCCCCCUGAAGUUUACUAUGAAGAGAAAAAUCAAAAGAAUCGAACUACCUACUCAUUAUUCGGAGGUGAAUCAUAGAACACCAAAAGCUGUGGUAUCUUAUGGACCUAACAUAGGUCACAUCCCUCACAACAUAAGAUUGAAAGAUCCAAACCUUCUUCUUCUCCGCGGAAACGAACGUGGCCAAAACAUAUAAAGAUC